CGCGCAGUUGGUAGGGCGGCCACUAUGGCGGCGGCGCAGAAGGUUGGGGUCUUCCUCAUCAUCAUUCUCCUCCUCCUCCUGCCGCCGCUGCGGGUAGCAGAGCCGAGCGCGGAGGCCGCAGGCAGCGUGGCGGGCCCCGCGGCGCCACCGGAGACGGGCCCUGCCGCCCGGGCGCGGCCCCGCAGCGCGCCGGCCCCGGUCACGGACGUUGCCAAGCUGUGUGUUUGUGAUCUGUUGGUGGCACAGUGUGAUGUAAAUUGCUGCUGUGACCCUGAUUGCAGUGCAGAUGAUUUCAGUCUCUUUACUACAUGUUCAGUUCCUAUUGUCACAGGUGACAGCCGUCUGUGUAGUCAGAAAGCUGCUGUAUAUUCACUUGAUGUUGAAGCAAAUCCACCAGAAAGGAUAUUUAAAUUAAUUGACCAAGUCAAUCCCAGUGUCUUCUGCAUUCAUGCUACAAACUAUGAACAAGCACUUUCCUUCAGUUCCCCUGAAAUGCCUACUUCUGAAAAUUUUGAUCAAUUGCUUAAACGGUUUGGAAGUGCUGCUUUCAGUGCUGAGCUUGACAACUGGAAUAUGAACACAGACGCUCAAAAUCCUUCUGAUGUAAAUGAAACUUACAGAUAUGAGUAUGGUGUUCCUAUACAGACAGUGGAUGCAUUUCUAAGACUGCCUAGUCCGGUUGUCUCUUCUUGGUGCUCUGAUGCAAAUCCUGCAGGAUUUUUAGUAAACCAGGCUACAAAAUGCACUAGAUCAGUAAGUGUGGAAAAAUGUGACAACAUUCAAGCAGUUAGCAUGCUGUUCUACAUCAGCUCCAGCAUUUUAGCAGUGCCCAAAUCAAGUCACAUGAUUAAUAUUACUGUCCAGUCCAUAGUUGUCCAGUCUCUGAAUGGAAUGCGGACUUUACUUAAUAGUAGCGAUGCCCUCAGGCUCCCUAUGAUUUCGGAUGAACUAUGCAUAAAUAUAGUUCAUGGGGUGAGCUAUCACAUUACAUACACAGACACAGGAGAAAUAAUAGAAGCAGCUGCUUCUUUUGUUUUGGGGGUAAUUAACAAAGAAGUACUUUCAAUACAGCAGAGCUUUGAAAUCAGCUUUACUCAGGUCAAUACAAAGCCAGUUCCCCUCAGUGGUAAUCCUGGUUAUGUUGUUGGACUGCCUAUAAGAGCGGGCUUCCGGCCACAAGGAUCUGGCAUCAUUCAGAACAUGAACAAAUACGGUCAACUUACCAUUCUGCAAAGUACAUCCCACCAGGACUGUCUGGCAGCACAGGGAGCCAGAAUCCCAAUAUUAUUUGGUUAUAACAUGAUAUCAGGCUGUAAGUUACGAAUUACAGCAACUAUGAAAUGCCAGCCUUUGGCUCAAACCCUUCUAGAUUUACUGAAGGGACAGAGCUUCCCUGAAUAUGUGGCCUCAUUUGGAAAUUCUCAAGCCCAGGAUGUGCUCGACUGGGUGCCGAUAACUCAUCUCCACACCUCAGAACAGAGCUCAUGCCAAAUACCAGUAUCGCUUGAAAUAGAAGUGAAGUGGACUAAAUAUGGAUCCCUAGUCAAUCCACAAGCCAGAAUAGUGAAUGUUACAGCUACAAUCACUACCACCACAUUGAAGCAGCUUCCCUCAGGAAGGGAAAAGACUAUUCCUAUGACAAGUUCUGUUGUUUUCACUGAUAUUUCUUCACCUGCAGAGCCAGGCUAUAAAGCUUGGCCCACCAUUAAUGUCAAGUUACCCUUUGAUUUUUUCUUUCCAUUUGUCUAAGAUGAAUAAACUAGCUUUUUUUUCAAGCCAUUCGUUAAUUACUUUUCUUUAAAAAUCCAGUUAAGUUAAACUUUCAGAAAAGUUCAAUGACCCUUCCAGCUGACUGUGGCUGAAAUCAAUUGGAGACACCUACUACAGUCAACACCUUUCAAAAUUCCCACUUACUGAAUCUCACUCUUCAGCUGUAAAAUAGUCUAUCCACAGGGACCUUCCAAUACCUGGAAAAGUUCCCAUUGUGUCAGACACCAGCCUGGUUCUUUUAGUACAGAAUUUCUAAUGGCUUUUCUGGAGUCUUAACUGUCCCCAGCAGUCCACUCACCUGCAUCUGUUCUUACAUAUUCUAUUUCUUUCAUUGUAUUGAUUUAUGAGCUGUGGAAACAAAAAUUUCAUAGCCCAGUGGGCUGCAAAUGAACAACUUAAAAUGGAAGAGAUGAGAGAAAGCAGUAUCAGAACUCAAAUCUGCUGCUGAGAACAAGGCAUUGUUUGACGUAAGAUGGCACAUGUUUGCCUCUAUUUUGGUGCCGACUCAAUUGUCAACUAAAGGAGUGGUAUGUUGGUAUUUUUGAAGUGAAUGUUAUAUAAAUAAAAGUGGCACAAGCAGCAACAGAAAUGAGGAAACUACCAACAAUAUGAAAAGAAUGGUUGGCAAAGAAGAGAUUUACUAAUGAUGAACAGUCAACUUGUGGAGAAGAAAUGACCUUUUUGGCCUGAGUUCUUCUCAUUUGAACUGCAAGUUUCUACAGGGUGUUGCAAACAAAGAACAUUAUCAUAGAAAAAUGAAAUUAUUUAAAAUAAGUGGUACUUUUGUGGAUGUAUAGCUUGCAAAAGUGUGUCUUUAUUAAAUUAUUUUGCGUGACUGUA
This is a messenger RNA of Falco peregrinus (peregrine falcon), 2610 nucleotides long. It is a transcript of the gene TCTN1, whose product is annotated as tectonic family member 1. Gene Ontology annotation, cellular component: MKS complex. Bases 25 to 1749 code for a protein of 574 amino acids. NCBI's taxonomy places the organism in Eukaryota, Metazoa, Chordata, Aves, Falconiformes, Falconidae. The transcript is spliced from 15 exons. Gene Ontology annotation, biological process: protein localization to ciliary transition zone; cilium assembly. The record is from RefSeq and is a predicted model, not a curated record.